Messenger RNA from Blumeria graminis f. sp. triticale, 1392 nucleotides. NCBI's taxonomy places the organism in Eukaryota, Fungi, Ascomycota, Leotiomycetes, Helotiales, Erysiphaceae. The record is from the annotation of a GenBank genome assembly.
AUGGCCUCUAACCAGCCUCCAGAUAUAGUUAAAUCUAUCUGUAACAACAAAGAUAAAGAGCCUGACAACGAGUCUCAAAGUGAUCAAAGACUCGAUAAAUCAAAAUAUGAAGACAAAGUUAGUCGAUCUUACUCUGAUUGCGAACAAAGUGAAAUAUCGAUGGAUCCUGGGGUCCGUGAAGACAUGGAAAGAUUCCAGGAAACAAUUCGAGGAAUAAGUGAACGGUUUCGGCUUAUUAGUCGGAUUGGAGAGGGGACUUUUUCGACUGUUUACAAAGCGCAGGAUCUUCUUUACGACAAGUAUGAAAAUUCUUGGGACAAACAAGAACGAGAUGACGCAAAAUAUGAUUCACCACCCUCAAAGAAGCGUCGUAUAAAUUCAACAACUCCCGAUUGCACAAGCGGCUAUUUGCCCAGAUCGAAGCCAAGAUUUGUUGCCAUCAAAAAAAUAUACGUCACCAGCAGUCCUAGUCGCAUUCUUAACGAACUAGAACUACUCACCGACCUAAGUCAUUGUGACUCUGUCUGUCCUCUGAUCACAGCGUUUAGAGAUACCGAUCAGGUCGUCGCUGUACUGCCCUACUUUCGGCACACCGACUUCCGAAAUUAUUUUCGCGAUAUGACGGUGUCAGACAUGCAAAUUUAUUUCCGUUCGCUCUUCAAAGCUCUAGCUACAGUGCACGAAAAGAAUAUAAUACAUCGUGACAUCAAGCCAACCAACUUCUUAUAUCAACCCACAAAGAGAAAAGGUGUUUUAGUUGACUUUGGUCUAGCCGAAAGACAAGGAAUUGACUCGAAAUCAUGUCUUUGUACGGAGCCCCAGUUAGAGAGGCGUCGACGAAUCACACACAGUGUGACUGCCGCUGUAGGAUCAACAAAUGGUUACCUCAAAAAUGAUCCUCGGCCCUCCAGGCGGGCUAAUCGCGCUGGUACCCGAGGAUUUCGAGCUCCGGAGGUCCUAUUAAAGUGCACAAAUCAGACAACUAAAAUCGAUAUUUGGUCAGCCGGUGUCAUACUUCUUACCAUACUUUCUCGACGUUUUCCAUUCUUCAAUAGCGCCGAUGAUGUGGAAGCCAUGAUAGAAAUUGCAACAAUAUUUGGGGUGAAACGCAUGAAGCAAUGCGCUCUUCUCCAUGGAACUGUGUUCCAAACCAAUAUUCCAACUAUAGGCACUCAGGGAUUUUCCCUCGAGAAAAUUAUUCUGUGGAGCACGUGCAGGAAUCAUAGUGUCGACGGUAAGCUGGAAAAUCCUCUAAACCAAGGUGAACGGCUUGCCAUUGACUUCCUCGAGAAAUGCCUUGAACUCGAUCCAAGCAAAAGAAUCAGUGCUCAAGAAGCUCUCGAACAUGAAUUCCUAAGAUCUGAAGAGGUUAUCGAUUCGGUAAACAGCUAA